Messenger RNA from Ascoidea rubescens DSM 1968, 3026 nucleotides. RefSeq lists its product as uncharacterized. Lineage: Eukaryota; Fungi; Ascomycota; Saccharomycetes; Ascoideales; Ascoideaceae. The annotation marks the transcript as partial. The transcript has a single exon. The record is from RefSeq and is a predicted model, not a curated record.
UGCCUUUUCUUUUUUCGCUCCUUUCCUUCUCUCUUUCCUGCUUCUCUUGCUUCGGCCCAUUUUCUUGCUUCUGUCGCUUCUCCUGCUGCCCUCGCUUUGCUUUCUUGCUAUUUUUCAGGGUUGGUGCAUCAUUUUUCCUCCAUAUAUAUUUACUCCUCCUUCCAAUUUAUUUCUGCUCUACUUUAAUCUGCCUCAACAAUGUCUGAUAAGGACUCCAAGGCUGACGCCUCAAAGAGAGAGUUUAGAAUUCAACAGGCUUUAGAGUAUAAAGAUAAAUUCCCUUCAACAACUUGGAAGCAAAUAGAGAUGAAAUUUCAAGUCAAGAAAGGAACUUGUCUAUCAAGGAAAAAACUAUUGUUGGCUAGGUCAAAUUUCGCCAAUUAUAGUCAUGAUCCUCCUCCCAACAACUCUUUCAAUCACUCUCUAGACUCGAAUUCCCUUUCUCAUCUUUAUCUACCCCUUCGAUACAGUUUUAAUCUGAGCAACUAUAUAUACGAUCCUCACUCCCUUCCUCCCACUCAUCACAAUCUGAACUUGAACUCCGGUUACAAUCAAAAUUGCAACUACAACUUCAGUUCUUCCUACACUUCUGCUCCUGUUUCUGCCUCGGCUUCCUCCACUUCCACCUCCGCCUCCACCUCCACUUCUACCACUCUUCCUUCUGUUUGCUCGUGUUCUACUGCUUCUAUUGCUUCUACUGCCCCUACCACUUCUUUUCCUCCUUCUAUUCCUCUUGUUCAACCUCCACAUCCCUCUUCAGUUGUCACACCUGCUUCUUCUGCCCUAUUUCUUACUAAUCCUAGUUACUCUUUUUCAAAUUGUACCUACCCGCUCAACUCAACAACUAAUAACAAUAAUAACAAUAAUAACAAUAAUAACAAUAAUAACAAUAAUAACAAUAAUAACAAUAAUAUUAUUAAUAAUAGCCAGAAUUCUAUCUCCUGUAACACUGCUAUAAAUGAUAAUGCACAUACAAAUUUACCAAAACUCAUCAUCAAAAACCCCCCAAAUCUAUCUUCAUCUACUCAUACUCAUAACAGAUCUUUAACAGAUGAAGAGGAAUUACUCUUGAAAAAUAAAAUUAAAGCCUUAAUUGAUAACGGAAAAUCAAUCAAAAAAUUGCAACUAUACUAUAUGGUCGAUGAAAUUAUUGAACAAAGACCCAAUCAUGCUAAAAGACAUCUAAAAAAAUACCCUGUGCCAACUAAAAAUAAUACUAUUACCUUGCAUUACGUGGGUUCAAGAUGGGUUGAUCGUUUUAUCAAUAGAACAAAAGAUAUCAUUAUUAAUAAAAUUUUUAAAUCUGAUGGUUAUAACUAUUUUUAUGAUUUAUCAACAAAUAAAAUCAUUUCAAAUACUUUUAAUACUGCUACUGCUACUACUAUUACUACUACUACUACUACUACUACUACUACUACUAAUAAUAAUAAUAAUAAUAAUAAUAAUAAUAGUAAUAAUAAUAGUAAUAAUAAUAGUGAUAGUAAUAGUAAUAAUAAUAGUAAUAAUAAUCAUAAUAAUAAUCAUAAUAAUAAUCAUAAUAGUAAUAAACCCCCAAACAAAAAAACUGGAAGUAUAGAUUUAAGUUUACUUGAUUCUGCCGCUAAAGUCAAUAAAGCCUUUGAACUAUCCUUGAAGGUUUUGCAUGACAAUAUCGAUCCAAAAAAUUUCCUUGAAAAACAUUUUUUAAUUGAUUUUCUAAAAGUCUUAAAAGAUUCAUAUAUUGAAAACAGUUUAAAAUUUGAAGAUUUGAAUUACUCAAAUGUUUCGGAGAAAACCAUUUCUGAUACUAAAAAUAUUCGUAUACCCGAAUUGACUAGUCUUACUUGUGCCUCAACUUCCACUUCCGCAUGCACUUCUCCCUCUUCUUUUGUUAUUUCUGAUAAUUCAAUUCCUUCAAAUAAUUUUAUUAAUACUAAUAUUCCUCCUACCCUUGCAAACCCUAAUAAUUUCAAUCCGGAUAAUUUUAUCAAUGAUAGUGCUGUAUUUGAAUUAAAUAAUAAUAAUAAUAAUAAUAAUAAUAAUAAUAAUAAUAAUAAUAAUAAUAAUAAUAAUGACAAUAAAACUACUAAUACCGUUAUUAAUAAUAGAUCCUGUGAUAAUGACUUAAGCUCUUUUGACGAAAACCACUUCUCAAAUAAUCAUCUAAAUACUCACAACAUUGAGACCAUUAGAGCCAGAGAAAAUCCUUCUAAAAGAAAAUCGAGUAUCAACAGUACUCAAAGGUAUUAUGAAAAUUCAAAUCAAAAUUCCGCUGAAAAACAGAACUAUAAAAAAGUAAAGCAAACUGCUGUUUUAAAUUCACCUAGAAUUUCCAGUUUAAACUACUAUAGAACCCCAACUAGUUCAAAUCUGAACAUAAACAUGACCAUUAAUUCCAUCCUAAAUGAUGAUGACAACGAUGAAGAUGAUGAUAAUGACGAUAUUCAACUAAAUCAAUCUCAUUGCAACUCCCAAAAUAGUAAUAAAAUCUCAUCUGCUAUUGCUGACUAUCACUCUGAUAAUUUUCUACAUCCCAGAUAUCUAAACAAACCCAAGUGUUCCAACAACGAUAAUAAUCAUAAGAAGGAUAAUUUUAGGAGAAACCCCAAUAGCCAAAUAAGCAGUCGACAAAACGGUAGUGUUAUCAACAUUAAGUCUUUAUUAAACAAUUGUCCAGAUACUGAGCAACAAUUUAGAAGUAGCCACAACCAUAACUAAAGAAAUGGACUAAAUAUUUACAUCAGGAUUUAUUCUUCAUUCUUUUAAAUCUUAUCAAACCAGUGUGUUUUUUACCAAUAUUCUUUAAAAUCUGCAUAGCAUUUCGGUGCCCUUUCUCUCUUUGUGAAGUGUAAAACUCCCCACAUGAAAUACAGUUGCUGAGAUAUCCGAGACAAGACCGCUUCUUCUGCAUUUGAACGGCACUACACGCGUGCAAAAGUGCACAAAUGCAUAUACUAUACCUCUUGCAGAAAGCCAUCAGUAUGGUUCAUCUGACACAUGACCAUCAAGGUGUGCUGUUUUGCGCAGGGACCUUCGUGGGUCGUAAC